Cryptomeria japonica (Japanese cedar) is the source of this 543-nucleotide messenger RNA. Its product is annotated as probable 2' cyclic ADP-D-ribose synthase BdTIR. The transcript has a single exon. NCBI's taxonomy places the organism in Eukaryota, Viridiplantae, Streptophyta, Pinopsida, Cupressales, Cupressaceae. Gene Ontology annotation, biological process: signal transduction. Bases 1 to 543 code for a protein of 180 amino acids. The record is from RefSeq and is a predicted model, not a curated record.
AUGGCGUCUUCUUCAUCCCAACAAGAAAUUGUAGAAUACGAUUCUUUUGAGGGAAUUGCACCUGCACACCAAAUAAGUAGAACGCCCACAUCUGCAAGAUUGUUUGAUGUGUUCAUCAACCAUCGAGGCCUAGAUGUGAAGGAUACUCUGGCUCUUCAACUUCACAAAUCGCUUACAGAUUUGGGGCUGAAGACAUUUCUUGAUUCCGAAGAGAUGGAAUUGGGUGAAGCAUUUCCUUCUACCAUUCAUGACGCCAUCUGCUCUUCUUUAGUUCAUAUUGCCAUAUUCUCUAAAAGAUAUGCCGAGUCUGCCUGGUGUUUAGCUGAGCUUGAUCUCAUGGUACACACUAAAUGUAAGAUCAUUCCUAUAUUUUAUGAUGUGUCCCCUUUACACUUGCGCUAUAUUGAAACAGGAGGGUAUGCAGAUUCGUUUGCCAAACAUAAAAACAAGGGUAGGUACCUCAACAAGCUUGAGCAGUGGAAAAAAUCCCUUCACACUGUUUCUUUUAUCUUUGGCUACGAAAUAAACAAGGAUAAUCAGUAA